Messenger RNA from Oncorhynchus kisutch (coho salmon), 5343 nucleotides. RefSeq names its product mitogen-activated protein kinase kinase 2a (gene map2k2a). Gene Ontology annotation, molecular function: ATP binding; protein kinase activity. The transcript is spliced from 9 exons. Gene Ontology annotation, biological process: protein phosphorylation. Bases 2542 to 4140 code for a protein of 532 amino acids. The record is from RefSeq and is a predicted model, not a curated record. NCBI's taxonomy places the organism in Eukaryota, Metazoa, Chordata, Actinopteri, Salmoniformes, Salmonidae.
AGACUCGCGAUUUUUUGGAAGACUCCCCAUGUUGCUGCUUCCUGUACUGAAACACCGAAUUCCGUCUCCGCAGUCUGCAACCAAGCUUCACACCCCGGCUCCAUACAGGGGAAGGUCUACAAGUGUACCCCUUUAACCUUCGAACGCUAACAAUCCUCGGUCAGUGACCAGACAGUCCUGUCAACCACAGCCGUUGUCCUUGUGGCGAGGGCCGCUCUGAUUUGAGGAACGCAGCACACGAUUUCCGUAGGGGAGGUGGUGCUAGCUGGACAAGAAGCGAAAGGAACAGUAAUGUGUACAAAUCUAGUGUACUAUUAUAGCUAGUUGGUUUUUAAAAUAUACCUUACUCGUUAGAUAUCUAAAAUAGUCAAAUGCACCUGACCUGAUGGUGAAGUGCAUGUGUGAUUGUCCUUACAAACAUCUGUCUGUCAUGCUCGCAAAGUAACUAGCUGGCUAAGCCACUAACAGCCAGCAACAUUUACCCCUGUUGCUGUUUUAGAACAACUUUGAAUUAUCAGUUCCUUGUACUGAUUUGCUUCGGAAAGUCGUCCAGGGCACUGUAAAAUAUUUCGAUAUGGCUCCGAAGAGAAGACCCGUUCCCCUAAAUAUCACGCCCAUUGGAGAGGGGCAGUCCAUCUCCACAACCAUCGAUGCUGCGUCUGAAGCCAAUCUGGAGGCCUUACAAAAGAAGCUAGGAGAGCUAGAUUUGGACGAACAGCAGAGGAAACGUCUGGAGGCUUUCCUCACCCAGAAAGCCCAAGUGGGCGAGCUGAAAGAUGAUGAUUUCCACCCCAUAUGUGAGCUGGGCGCUGGCAACGGUGGAGUGGUCAACAAGGUCCGCCACAAACCCUCCAGACUGGUCAUGGCCCGAAAGCUCAUCCACCUGGAGAUUAAGCCUGCCAUCAGGAACCAGAUCAUCAGAGAGCUGCAGGUGCUGCAUGAGUGCAACUCUCCCUACAUCGUGGGCUUCUACGGGGCCUUCUACAGCGACGGAGAGAUCAGUAUCUGCAUGGAACACAUGGAUGGAGGCUCUCUGGAUCAGGUGCUGAAGGAAGCCAGGAGAAUCCCUGAGGAGAUCUUGGGCAAAGUCAGCAUAGCAGUAAGUAUUACUGAACUUAAUUAAGAUUUCAAUUGUUGGUGCUUAAUUGGUGGUGUUUGCAUUCAUUUGGUAUUUCUUUCAUAAAUACCCAAGGUAAGUUUAUUAAAAAGUGUGUGUGUAUAUAUAUAUAUAUACAUAUGUGUAUAAUAAUAAUAUAUAUAUUAUAUAAUAUGCUCUAAUUAUUUGUUACUUUUAUCAUUGUUUUAGGCAUUUUAUUAGCUGUAUUGUUGGUUAAGGGCUUGUAAGUAAGCAUUUCACUGUAAGGUUGUAUUUGGUGCAUGUGACAAAUAAAAUUUGAUUUGAUAUUGUUGAUCUAAACGCAACCUGGCAGUUUGUCACAACUGUGAUCAAGUGCACUCUGUUCCUUUCCCUUGUGGUUAAGGAGUUUAUUUUUGUUUCUCAAUGGAUUGUUUUUUCUCCUGUCAUUGUGAUAAUCAUGAGACACUGGAAACUCAACAUGCCUUCUCGCUGUUCUCACCAUUAACACUGUAGGCGUCAGUGCGUGUUUUGGUGUGAUAUCUUGUAUGGAUGUAACUAUGGACCCAGGCAGGGUAAAACGUCUCCGAGCUGGUCUUUGUGUAGGAUUUCAGGUCCAGGAAGUGUGGAUGGUACGCUGUCAAGAGUAUGUUGUGUUAAGUCAAAUGUUUGCAUAUCACUCUAAAAGGUACUCCGAGGACUUGCCUAUCUGCGGGAGAAGCACCAGAUCAUGCACAGAGGUAAGACAGCUCUCCAUUUGGACUAUUGUUUUACAUAUAGAUUGUACUAUGUUUUUGUGCACAUAAACGAUAUGAUUUGAGACCCUGGGUGUAGUGUUUUAUUUGGACAUAGAGAAAUAGUGUGAGGUGUGUUUUGGGUGUAUCUUGAGUUGAGGGGUUGUAACGUUUAACGUUUGGUGUAUAAUAAUGUUCUGGGGCUGAGGGUGAUGGUGGUGUGUUUUGAGCUGAGGGUUGUGGUUUACAGUGUUUAUAAUUGAGAGCCCCGGUGUGUGGUGGUGUAUGUGGAGCUGAUGGGUGGGCUCUGGUGUGUCGUGGUAUAGUGUUGUUCUGGAGCUGAGGUCCAUGGUACAGUGUUUUGGGCUGUGUUGUGGCAGGGCUGAGGCAGAGCUGUCCGGGAGCCCAGGCGGUAAUUACAGGCUCUCAGAUGUGAUUACAUGGCAGCCACGCCCUGCAGCCCCCUCCCUCCGUCUCUCCCUCUCAUUCUCGCCCCUGUCUCCCUCUCUCAUACUCGCCCCUGUGUCUCCUCUGAAGUGGGAGGGGGUCACCACAGAGGAUGGAUGUCAGGUCUACAACCCCAUUAUUUAGUUUCAAUUUUCCAGACUGUUUGUGAUUAGGGGGAUUGAGGAGGGUUUGGCUUGUUUGUAUGGUCUCAACUGUAACUGUAGUGUUCAGCUCUAGCUACCACAGAGUAGCUUUGUGAAAUGUGUCAGUGUUGAGGUGUCUGGCAUGGUAGUGGGGCUUGGACAGGGAUGUGGGGAAGGGGCAGCUGGUGCUUCUGGGACCUCGGCCUUCUCUCUCUCUGGGACCUCGGCCCUCUCUCUCUCUCUGGGACCUCGGCCCUCUCUCUCUCUCUGGGACCUCGGCCCUCUCUCUCUCUCUGGGACCUCGGCCCUCUCUCUCUCUCUGGGACCUCGGCUCUCUCUCUCUGGGACCUCGGCCCUCUCUCUCUCUCUGGGACCUCGGCUCUCUCUCUCUGGGACCUCGGCCCUCUCUCUCUCUCUGGGACCUCGGCUCUCUCUCUCUGGGACCUCGGCUCUCUCUCUCUGGGACCUCGGCUCUCUCUCUCUCUCUGGGACCUCGGCUCUCUCUCUCUGGGACCUCGGCCCUCUCUCUCUCUCUGGGACCUCGGCUCUCUCUCUCUGGGACCUCGGCUCUCUCUCUCUGGGACCUCGGCCCUCUCUCUCUCUCUCUCUGGGACCUCGGCUCUCUCUCUCUGGGACCUCGGCCCUCUCUCUCUCUCUCUCUGGGACCUCCCCCCUCGGCCCUCCCUCUCUCUGGGACCUCGGCCCUCCCUCUCUCUGGGACCUCGGCCCUCCCUCUCUCUGGGACCUCGGCCCUCCCUCUCUCUGGGACCUCGGCCCUCCCUCUCUCUGGGACCUCGGCCCUCCCUCUCUCUGGGACCUCGGCCCUCCCUCUCUCUGGGACCUCGGCCCUCCCUCUCUCUGGGACCUCGGCCCUCCCUCUCUCUGGGACCUCGGCCCUCCCUCUCUCUGGGACCUCGGCCCUCCCUCUCUCUGGGACCUCGGCCCUCCCUCUCUCUGGGACCUCGGCCCUCCCUCUCUCUGGGACCUCGGCCCUCCCUCUCUCUGGGACCUCGGCCCUCCCCCUCUCUCGUACCUCGGCCCUCCCCCCCUCUCGUACCUCAGCCCUCCCCCCUCUCUGGAACCUCACCUGUCCUCCCUGCUCUGCCACGCAGACGUCAAGCCCUCCAACAUACUGGUGAACUCGCGCGGGGAGAUCAAGCUGUGUGACUUCGGCGUGAGUGGCCAACUCAUCGACUCCAUGGCCAACUCCUUCGUGGGAACGCGCUCCUACAUGUCGCCGGAGAGACUGCAGGGCACACACUACUCUGUGCAGUCGGACGUGUGGAGCAUGGGCCUGUCCCUGGUGGAGCUGGCCAUCGGCCGUUACCCCAUCCCCCCGCCUGAUGCCAAGGAGCUGGAGGCCAUCUUUGGCCGGCCCGUACAGGACGGAGCCGAGGGGGAACCACACACCAUCUCCAACCGCCUCCCCAGACCACCAGGAGGUCGACCAGUCAGCGGACAUGGGAUGGACAGUCGACCAGCCAUGGCGAUAUUUGAGCUGCUGGACUACAUUGUCAAUGAGCCUCCUCCCAGGCUGCCACUUGGUGUCUUCACCAACGAUUUCAAUGAGUUUGUGACAAAAUGUCUGAUCAAGAAUCCAGCAGAGCGAGCUGACCUGAAGAUGCUGAUGAACCACACGUUUAUCAAGCGUGCUGAGGUGGAGGAGGUGGACUUUGCUGGCUGGAUGUGUAAAACCAUGGGCCUCAACCAACCCAGCACCCCCACCCGUGGCACUGAAUGAGAAACCCAACGCCAGCUGCUUCCCACAUGAGGAUCCCCAGUGCCUCACUGUGUCUCUCGCUCACACACACACACACACACUUUGGCACCCCUUUCGUCUUGCUCUUAAGAGGUUUCAGCUCUUAAGUAUACUUAUCAUCAACAGGGCCCAUUUACUCAUUGUAUGACCACAGGUUUCCCAUACCAGUGUCGUGGUAGUCACACACAUGCUAUUUUCUCCUAUCAUAUUAAAGAUGAGGUACAAAGCAUGGAAGGACUGCCAGUUUAUCAUUUCAUGAAUUGCCAUUGAUAUCAUCUUACCACUUGUAUUGGUAAAUUAUGUUCAUGGUUUGUGCAACAGCAUAUUGGUGUAGGCUGUAGAGGAGCUAUCUUUGACAAUGAAAGUGUCCAUGACAGAAAUCAAGUUAAGUGCUUUGAAGGUACAGGAGGACUGCAAACCAAAAAAGGUUCUCAUCAUGACUACUAAUGUUUUGGAUAUCAUGCCUGAUCAAAGUACUUAGUUUUGUACAUUCAUGAACAGUACAUUUUUGAGGAUACUUUCAAUGUUGACAUUUUUAUUUGAUUUUAAUGGUCAUUAAACACUGUAAAAUGAACAUCAAAUGUGCUCAUUUUACAAAAUGGAAUGAUUUACCAUCUUAUAUUUUCCAGACACCCGAGGUCAUUAUUUUGUUUUUACUUGUAUUUGUAUCAACUGCCUGAAACUCAUUUGUCAAGUUAGAAUCUCUCAAACCGUGACUACAGAUGCUCUGAAAGGUUCCGAUUUUUGCCAGUCUACUCAAUUUAUUCCCCAGAGUGUUUUUCGGUUCUGCUCCACUGUUUUGCUUUGCGUGAGUAAGUGUAACCUCCACUCCAAGCGUUCUCUUUGUGAAGCCCCAGCGUGGUGACUGGCUUUGUGCAGGCGGGUGGGUGGUGGUUGUAACAUGUAUUAGCCUGUCGUCUAUAAGAGCCCAUGUACUGUAUGUAUUCUCUGCUUCUGGCUGAUUUUAUCAUUCUCAACAGACUUGCAUUUGUUGGUAACAAAGUGGAUGCAUUGUCGCCUGUAUGUGUAUAAAGCUAUAAAAACAGUACGCAAGUACUAUUUAGCAGUCUUAAUUAAGAAACAAUGUUUUUGACUCGUAUAGGGGGAAGUGGAAGAGAUGUCAUUUUAUUUUAAAAUGUGUUGGAUACGGUUGUAAUGUAAAAAUAAAACUUUGAAUGUAUAUGG